AUGAUGUGUUCAAGCUAGCAUCCAAAAACCAAAUGCUGUCUACUGAAUUGUGCUUUCAGUUGAGUUUGUAAACACUCGUCGUGUUUUUUGGAUAUCACCACAGCUAUCGGCGUCUAUCCUGUUACAGACACGUGAUCAAUGACGGCUCUGGUCAGCCAUGGCUGCCGUGUCAUGGAAGGAGAUUUUACUUUUGACUGGACUGGUGGUGGGAUGUUACUGGAACAGUCUGUCAUGUGGCUUUGUGUUUGAUGAUGUCUCUGCGAUUCUUGACAACAAGGACCUACGACCUUCAACACCUCUUCGCAACCUAUUCCUCAAUGACUUCUGGGGAACACCAAUGGCAGAGGAGCGGAGCCAUAAAUCAUAUCGACCCUUGACCGUACUCACCUUCAGACUGAACUACCUCUACAGUGAACUGAGUGCAGCUUCCUAUCAUCUGCUUAAUGUUAUUUUACAUGCCGUUGUGUGUGUGCUCUUCCUGCGAGUGUGCCGAUUGUUCCUGGACAGGACUUUUAGCUUGGUGGCAGCCUUGCUGUUUGCUGUCCAUCCCAUCCACACCGAAGCUGUUACAGGUGUGGUCGGCAGAGCUGAACUUCUCUCAUCAAUCUUUCUCCUUGCUGCUUUCUUGGCCUACACAAAGUCAACAGGUGCAGACCACUCCAUUGUCUGGACUCCCAUUGCUCUGACGGUUGUUCUAGUGGCUGCAGCAACACUGUGCAAGGAGCAGGGGAUCACUGUUGUGGGCAUCUGCUGUGUCCAUGAAGUGUUUGUUGCUCAAGGGUUCACCCUGCCCAUGCUGUUGGACACACUUUGGCAAGUCCUGCAGGGUAAAGAUGGUUUCCCCUACGCUGUCCUCCAAACUCUUCUGAAGCUCAUUGUCCUCGUCAUCAGCACCCUGCUGCUCGUCAUCGUCAGGGUCCAAGUUAUCCAGUCCCAGCUCCCUGUCUUUACCAGGUUUGAUAACCCAGCCGCAGUUAGCCCCACUCCUGUCAGACAGCUGACCUUCAACUACUUACUUCCUGUGAACGCAUGGCUGCUGCUGAAUCCCUCUGAGCUCUGCUGUGACUGGACUAUGGGCACCAUCCCUCUGGUGGACUCUCUCCUGGACCUUCGCAACCUGGCAACCCUGUUGUUUUACUCCUUUAUGGGCCUGUUAGCCUUCCACAGCCUGCGCUACAGACACACCUCUGCCAAGACUGUCAUCAUGGCUCUGUCUUUGAUCGUCCUGCCUUUCAUCCCUGCUUCCAAUCUCUUCUUCCCUGUGGGUUUUGUUGUGGCAGAGCGGGUUCUUUAUGUGCCCAGUAUGGGCUUCUGUGUUCUUGUAGCACAUGGAUUUAAGAUCCUCUCACAGAAAGGACACAUGAAGAAGAUUUCCUGGUUGAUAAUCGGUGUGCUUUUAGCUACACAUGCAGUGAAAACUUUCAACAGGAACUGGGACUGGGAGUCAGAAUAUACUCUGUUCACAUCAGCCCUGAAGGUCAACAAGAAUAAUGCCAAGCUGUGGAAUAAUGUUGGUCAUGCUUUAGAGAACCAAAAUAAUUACGCAAGAGCAUUACGGUAUUUUCUUCAGGCCACUCGGGUCCAGCCAGAUGACAUUGGUGCUCACAUGAAUGUUGGAAGAACCUACAAGAACUUGAACAGAUCCAGAGAGGCAGAAGAGGCCUACCUCGUUGCCAAAUCCCUCAUGCCACAGGUCAUUCCUGGGAAGAAGUAUGCAACACGUGUUGCCCCAAACCAUCUCAAUGUUUACAUAAACCUGGCCAAUCUGAUCCGAGCUAACGAAUCCCGACUGGAGGAGGCUGACCAGCUCUAUCGACAGGCAAUCAGCAUGAGGCCAGACUUCAAACAAGCCUACAUCAGCAGAGGGGAGUUGCUGCUGAAGAUGAACAAGCUCACAGACGCCCGGGAUGCUUACCUUCGAGCCCUGGAGCUUGACCGCACAAACGCUGACCUUUGGUACAACCUGGCUAUCGUCAAUAUCGAGAUGAAGGACCCAUCAGAAGCCCUUAAAAACUUCAACCAUGCCCUGGAGCUCAACCCACGCCACAAGCUGGCGCUCUUCAACUCUGCACUUCUCAUGCAGGAAUCUGGAGAGCCAAAGUUCUGGCCUGAGGCAAACCGUCGUUUCCUGAUCUAUGUGGAGGAGGAGCCUCAAGAUGCCAACGGCUACUUCAACCUUGGGAUGUUGGCCAUGGAUGCCAAUGAAAAUGAAGCAGCUGAGCGCUGGAUGCGUAAAGCGAUCGGUUUGCAGGCAGGCUUCCGCAGUGCCCUGUUUAACUUGGCGUUGCUUUACUCUCAGUCUAAACGGGAGAUUGAUGCGCUGCCUGUGCUGGACGAGCUGCUUCGCCACCAUCCAGAGCAUAUCAAAGGCCUGAUCCUGAAGGGAGACAUCCUCAUGAACCACAAGAAGGACACACGGGGUGCUAAAGAGUGCUUUGAGCGCAUCUUGAGCAUGGACCCAACAAAUGUGCAAGGCAAGCACAACCUCUGUGUGGUUUACUUUGAGGAGCGUGAUCUGCCACGGGCCGAGCGCUGCCUGGAGGAAACUCUGGCCCUGGCACCAAAUGAGGAGUACGUACGUCGUCACUUGAGCAUUGUGCGGGGGAAAAUGGCUGCCAUGAGCGCAGCAGGGCACCCUCUCACUGCAACAGAGGGAGCCACCACGGCAGCAGAGGAGGAAAAGCCAAGGAGAGUUAAGGAGGGGGCAGAGGGGGGGGAUGUUGAGGAAAGGGAGGAAGGGAGGGCUACUGCUGAUGUUGGAGAGGGGGCUGGGGAUGAGAAGAAUGUGCGGAAAUCCUCCACAGAAAGCCCAGGAGGUGCGGGCGUGGACCAAUCAGAGUCUGUGGAGGGCAGCCAGCCUGACAAGCGGACUAAGGGUAAGUCCACUAAAGAGAUUAAAGAUAUAGAGGAAAAAAGAGCAGCUGCCUUGAAGAGACUAGAGGAGAUUGAGCGCAUAUUAAGUGGUGAUUAACACUUUCAAUUUAUAGCUGGACUUAUUUUAUAGAGCUCUUUCAUGCUCCGAGAUAAGACUGCAUUUCCCCCCUUAGAAAUGUGCAUACUUAAUCAAUUGUCACGUUAUUUUUUUUGUUAUUAUUUCGCAGGCCACUUUGUGUGGUUCUGCUGUUUUCACAGCAAUCAUGUAAAGAAGGGAAAUGUAUGUACACAUGAAACAAGCACAAAGCCAAUUUGGUAAAAAUCUAUUUAAAGCUUCUGGCGAGAUGUAGAUGCCAAUGUGUGUGCUUCAUCUGAAUGUGUUUCACAUAUCUUAGAUCUGCAGUAGUUCUAAAUAUGUUUUGUUAUUCAUGUGUAGUCAUUGUUUAUCACUGGAUAUAUUUUCACUAAGAUGUGACUCACUCCUGUGUUAUUGUUUUUAAAAACAAAAUGAUUGUAUCAGACAAUUAAAGGAAAUGACGUGUUCCCCAGAUUCCCUCAAGGCAGGAUGAUAUCUGCGCCAGAGUUUGCACCUCAAAAUAAACCACAGAGAGAGGGGAAAAAACCUUCACACUUCAACAACAGGCUUCAGCUCUCUUCCAGCAACAUCCUCUUAUCUUUAUUGAUCUCACUCGGCACUUCCUGCCUCUGCAUCAUCAGCCGCAACCUCACAGCUGCCUCCACUUUCAAAAUUUCAUUGUGAUCCCAUCUGAAGACGAUUAUCUCACCCUCUUUGUCACAUUACCCCCCUCGCAUCUCCACCCAUUCUUUUAGACACUACAGCCACAUUAGGGAUGUCUGUGUUUUCCUGCUUUUCUUGGUUCAUUCGUCCAGUAUUGCUCACUUUGACCUCAGUUACUCCACCAAUCAAUGAUGACGCACCAUCACAGUCAGACUUCAUCAUGUGUUCUCUGUUUUUGUCCAAUUCAGUGAGGAAGUUUUCACAGCAUAUAAACAGAAAACAGGCACACUCCUUCAUCCUUCUUCAAAGUUAUUAAGAUUUUUUGGCUUCCUGCUACCAAAAAAAAUCAGAAUGUUUCCUGUGUGAAAUUUGUUUGGUAGCUCUUUGUAUUCACUUUCUUUGGGAUCACUCCAGAGCAAAAGUAGUUGAUAUUUAUUCAUAGUAACCACUGAUAUUUUUCAUCUCAUGUGAGUAUGCUUGGAGGCAUAGGAGUCCCAUUAAAAAAAAACAAUUUGUUCAAGAAUUAACAUAAAUACUUGUGAGGUUUGAAAGGCUGUAGAAAAUGCAAGAUACUAUAAAUAAUACUAUAUUAUUAAUAAUAAUACUAUAAUAAUUAAUACAAUAAAUAUAAUAAUAAAGAGGCACAGAGCAUGAUUUAUCAAUUAAUAUAGGAUUUCCAUUUAGUCCACAUUUUUUUCUCUAUGUAGUUUAAAAUCCCAUAAAUUUUUUUUUUUGUGUAAUGAUGUGAUUCCUACCCUUUCCUUUUAAAUAGUUUUAGGCAUGCACGAUAUUGGAGUUUUGGCGAUAUCCGAUAUGCAGUUAAGUACCGAUUCAUUUUCGCUGAUACAGAUAUUUAAGCAUGUUUUCCAGACCUAAAACUUCAUUCCCUUGAACACACUUUAAUGUUUAAGGAUGAACAAAGAAACAAGCUUUAGUACUUAAAACACUCUUAAAGUUUAAAGAAAGGAUAGAUAAAGAAAAACAAUCUCAACUGACAUAAGUCUGUUGGUCCAGCCUCAACCACCACUAGCUUAUUAGUAUAAAUGUCCAAAAUUUACAAUUAAUUUAUGCUGAUAUUCCCAUAAAUAUCAGCUGAAAUUUUUAUACCUGUUGGUAUCGCUAUCAGGCCAAUAAUAUUGUGCAUCCCUCAAUGUUUUCGAUCUACCCUUAUGUCUUUCUAAAUUAUCAGUUCUAUAUCAUGUGAUUAUCUUUGGCCCUUUAUUUUGCAGCUGGUUUUCUUAGUGGCUCCUGCUACUAUUUUGAAAAGCAAAGCUGUGAAUUCAAUGGCUUCAGUGGCCUUUGGUUGAAAAUUACAUUUUAUAAUAAGAAAGCAAUGAGAAAGAAAUGUCUUACACAAGUGUUUAUUUUGAAAUAAUCCUUAAUGCAUUUACACAGAAAUUAAUGUGACGGAAAACAAUCAAUAAAAAUGCCUAAAGCCAUUGCUUUUUAUUGAGCGGCGACCUCCUUGAUUGAAAAAUGUCACCGAAGUGGAAGUGAAGAAAAAAACUGCACUUCAAAGAGUUGUUAAAAUGCUGACUUUUACAGCAGAAAUAAACAUGUUUACAGCCUUGCUCAAAAAGAUUUGGGUGUGAAUUGUUCAUAUCUAUCCUGGCAUGCUAGAUAGACUGCUUCACAUAUCCAUGACAUUGGAUGUAUUUCACAUCAAUGUGGGCAACACCCCAUACAUGGUGCUUGGGAACGGUCAAACAAACACAGACAAGUCCAAGCAACAAGACAGUAUGUAGUAGUGAGAGCUUGUUCAGUGGAAGCAGCUGGUAAAUCAACUCCUGUUGAAACCAGUCAGGAGAAGAGCAAGGACAUGUUUUCCACUAAGAAAGCUUGUUGCUCUUUUAAUAAAGAUAUAUCCAGCUUUGAUAAAACUGUUGCUGUAGCUUCAACCAUGCCGACAUUGUUUACAGGCUUUAAUUCGCUUCACCUAAACUACAUAGUAUCUACUGCCUUGCCCUCUUCAAAUGACACAGAUUGGUACGGUAUUCUCUGACGAGUGUUUCAGCUUAAAGCUUUGCAAGAUGGAUCUGCCAGAUGACAGACAUGGAAUCUGGCUUAUCCAUUGGCUGAUAUGACUGUAUCAGGCUUCAUCCAUUACUUUCUACAGUCUUAGCUUUUUAGAUAUGUUACUGUGACCAUGUGUUUACUUUACUACUACUUGUUUGUAAUGGCACUCGUAUGACUCCAAGCAUGUAAGGAUAAACUUGAAAGCAGUUUUGGGAAUGCACAUAUCCCUCCAACUUGUCUUCCUUCAGGUCUUUAUUUUUAAUCACUACACAAUUUUACACCCCAGCAUCUGAUUAACUGCACCCAUGAGGUCUGAUGGAUCUAAACACAGUAAUAGACUGAUAGCUGAUCAUGUAACACUGUGGUAAAUGGGAGUUUAAAAUGAGCCAAUUCCCUGGCAGUCAGUGCAGAGGAAAUUAAGCAGAACUGUUAGAAAUAUACUUUGUUGAAGCCAACGUCAAUGACGUCUUUACAGAUCCCGUGAUGUUCCUGUUGGGGCUUCACAGUGCAAUAAUUAGUUUCAGUAUGCUCUGUGCAGUUCUUUGAGGAUAAAGUGUAAAAAAAAAAGCUUACUGUAAUCUUGGAGCGCUGUAGUGGUACUUAAAGAGCCUUGCUAUGCAUCAGCUGUGUCCAGACCUUGAAUUCUGUGUACAUAUAUUUACCAUGUGCUUGUUUCCAGUGUUAUUUAUUUUUAUAUGCACUGCAAAAGCUGGUGAUGUUUUAUUUGUUUACCACUGACAUUAUGCUUUAAAGUCAUGGUGCAUAUUUUGUUGCUACUAACUGGCAAUAUGUGUUAAAUGUGUCAUUGAUUUUUUUGUUCCACUUUUAAACACUAGAGCCGCUGUGUCAGUGUUAACACAUGUACAAAAUAUACAAUGUCCACUUGGGAGACUAGGUACCGCUUCGAAUGAGGGAGUAUUCAGUUUGCAAUAUUUUCUGUUACGCCUGAUUAUGCUGAGUGAAUGAUUUUUGUACGAUUUUAAGAUUUUUUUAAUGCAAUUGCCCUUGGUGGUGGGGGUGUAGGUUAUUAA
Molecule: messenger RNA, 6660 nt
Organism: Cheilinus undulatus (humphead wrasse)
Lineage: Eukaryota; Metazoa; Chordata; Actinopteri; Labriformes; Labridae
Gene: tmtc3
Product: transmembrane O-mannosyltransferase targeting cadherins 3
Exons: 14
Coding region: 158-2971 (937 amino acids)
Biological process (GO): protein O-linked glycosylation via mannose
Cellular component (GO): endoplasmic reticulum
Molecular function (GO): mannosyltransferase activity; protein binding
Source: RefSeq, a predicted model, not a curated record